CUGCAGGGUGCGCGCCGGCGGAGUCGCGGUGAGCGCUGCUCGGGCGCGCGCUUGGCUCUCGCUUCGGAGCGCGGUGGGGUGGCGCCGGUGCUCGCCCGCCUGCAGCUCCGGACGCCAGGCGCUCGGGAGCCCCGCUGGGUCGCUCGUUGGCGACUGCCGCAUCUUUUGUGAGGCUCGGGGCGGCAUGUGGGCGCCGAGGGGUCUCUUCCCGUCUGCACGGACCCCGGAGACAAUGGACCGAGACGCGAGCAUGGAUUGAGGGCGCUGGAGGGGAAGCGAGCCGCGUGGGGAAUCAUGACUUCUGCCGCCGAAAUAAAGAAGCCACCAGUGGCCCCCAAGCCGAAGUUCGUGAUGGCACAGAGUAAGCCAGCCCCCCCUGCCAUUGCACCGAAACCGGACAGCGUGACUGCUGCCAUUCCUCUGUCAACAAGGAAAGCUAAACCGGCAGUUGCACCCAAACCAAAAGUUCUGAAGACCUUACAUGUGGGAGAGCCUUCGCCCUUGCUACUGAGGAAGACGGCUGAGACCCCAGAAAAGCAUAAACCAGAGUCACCCCACAGUACCAACUGUUUUAAUUGCAAAACUACAGGGGAUCAGAGCAGUGAUUAUAUUUUACCAAAGUGUCCCUGCGGUUCUGAAUGUAUCUGUAAGCUUGGGAAUAAAAAGAAGAUAUGGGUAAAGCAGCUUGUGUUAGAACCCUUGGAAAUGAAAGAAAGUUUAGAAAACAAUAAAAUGGAUGAGUCCUCUUUGACAACAGAAACUCAGAUGAAAUGGACUUCUGGUGAAAAGUAUAGGAGCCACAGUGGAGUGAUUUUAAAGGCAAACAUCCUAGAAGCCAAACUCAAAGAUACUUUGAAAAGACCAGUGUCACCUUUUGGUCACCCGCAGAAGCACAUAUCCACGGGUAGCAGCUCAGAAAUGAAUGGGGGCAGCAGCGCCGAUGCACGGUUCACAGUUGAUCUUCCAGAUGCCUCACCUUCCCCGUCCAGCUUCAAAAAAGUGCCUGUUUCUCAGAACUGCCACUUGGAGCUUCCUAGCGGUGAAUUUGAAAAUCUUGAAACUUAUGAGGGGGGAAGCAAAAACAGCAAUAAUUGCUUUCAUUCCUCUGAACCGGAAGCUCUGGGAAAUGAUAAAAGAGAUACACUUGUAUCUUUAGAUGGAGUUAGUAAAAACUCAAAGGUCAAAGACCUCAGUCCUGUAAAAAUUGACUCAGUACCAGCUAGCCCCAGAUUUCCUACCCUGAAGCCCAGAAAGGGACGUCUGUUACGCCAAAAACAUGUGGAUACUCCCAGUGAAAGUGCUGCACACGCAGAGAAUUUAAAUCAUAGCUCUGCCUGUCUUGGUGAAGUUAGUUCAACAAACAGUGAAGUCAGUGUUUUUCAGGAGAAUGUUUUGUGUCACCAGGAUUCAGUGAACGAAGUGAAGUCGGAAAGUAAAAGUGAACUGAAUAGCAGCUCCAGGAGGGACAGACAAGACUGUCAUGGGACUUCUUCCCUUGAGAACAUGGCACCUUCGUUAGAUACAGACUCUGAUUUGAGUUCUGACAGCAGGGCAGGUGCAGAUGGUCCUAGUACAUCACUUGAUGAGGACAAAGGGACCCAUUUCACAAAAUCCAGUGCUCUGUCUUGGAGCUUGCCUAAGCAGCUCAAGUUAACCUGCACUGACCAUCUGUCAGCUGGAAACCUGGGAGUGUCUGCCCCUGCAAUGCAGAAGGACUGUAUGAUGAAGAAGGAAAGUUCCUCGAGAAUUGUCCCCAAGAAGCCUCAGAGGCACAGUUUGCCUGCUUCGGGAGUGCUUAAGAAGGCUGCCUCUGUGGAGCUGGUGGAGAAAAGUUCUUAUGCCUCAGUUGAAGUAAAAAGUUCAGGGAAGGUUCUAGAAGGAAAUCUCCUUCAGCAUUUGUGUGCCCCAGACCAAGCUAGGUCUUCGUCCUUUGAUAUGCCUAAACGGACUUCAGAAAAGCCAGUGUGGAAAUUACCUCAUCCUAUUUUACCCUUACUAGGGAACUCAGAAUCCUUGAAGUUUGUCACUGUGUCUUCCAGUGGUGAGGCUGCUGCUGCCCCAAGCAAACCCAGAGCGAAGUCCUUAUCCUCUGUGGACCUGGACAGAUGCACCAAGCCUUGCAAAUACUCUCCUAAGAAGAACUCUUUCAGGCAGUUGUUCAACAAGAAGCUAUCCAUGUGUUUCAUGAAGGGAGACUUUCAGAGAGUCCGGCCCAGGGGUAGCCAGCCGGGAGACACAAGCAGAGGUUGGCUGUCGGCUGGGGUGUGGAAAGGGCUUGGCAGUGACUGGCGUGGCACAAUAGUGGCUGACCUGGAGAAGAGAGGCAAACCCAGCAAGGCAUACUCUGCAGAUCACUACAGCCCCGAGUCCCAGAAGAAAAAGAAGAAGCGGAAGCCGUGGGGUGGGACUAGUGCAGAUGAUGGCCCAACGGUGGAGUCUCCGGAUGAGCAGAAGCUGUCUGGAGAGGUCUCCUGUCAGCCGCCUGGCAAGGCAGUCUGUGAGCCGGAGUAUGAAAACGUGCGCCACUAUGAGGAGAUCCCGGAGUAUGAGAACUUGCCCUUUGUUAUGGGCGCAGGGAAGGCUCUGGAGUUGGAAGGGCAGAAUUACAACGGCACGGAGGAUGCUGACGCCAAUGUGUACGAAGCCCAAGAGCCAGACGGAGCUGCGGGUGACUGGCCACCUCCAAGGCCUGAUCGUCAGAGUUCCAGCAGCUCUGAACCAGCCUCAGAGGGACCCAGAGACCCUGAUCUUAGCCUCGAUGAUCUGCCUUCCGAAGAGGAUGAAGUCAUCAACAGCUCAGACGAGGAAGAUGGCAGCUCUGGGUCCAGUAAAGGGGAGCCAGAGCCGCUGGAGGAUAAGCAGGAGGAAGGCACUGGGAUGAAAAGCAAAGUUCAUCACAUCGCCGGGGAGAUCAUGAGCUCAGAGAAAGUGUUUGUGGAUGUGUUAAAACUGUUGCAUAUUGACUUCCGGAAUGCUGUGGGCCACGCUUCCAGGCAGCUGGGGAAGCCUAUCAUUGAGGACCGGAUCCUGAAUCAGAUCUUGUACUACCUGCCCCAGCUCUAUGAGCUCAACCGUGACCUUCUGAGUGAACUGGAGGAAAGAAUGUCCAACUGGACCGAGCAACAAAGAAUCGCUGAUAUCUUUGUAAAGAAGGGCCCCUAUCUGAAAAUGUAUUCCGCAUACAUCAAAGAGUUUGAUAAAAACAUAGCUCUGCUGGAUGAGCAAUGCAAGAAAAACUCGGGUUUCGCUGCUGUUGUUAGAGAAUUUGAGAUGAGCCCUCGCUGUGCCAACCUGGCCCUCAAGCACUACCUGCUCAAGCUGGUCCAGAGGAUCCCACAAUACCGGCUGCUGCUCACAGAUUAUUUGAAGAAUCUCUUAGAAGACUCUGCAGAUUACAGAGACACUCAAGAUGCCCUUGCUGUGGUGAUUGAGGUGGCCAACCACGCCAAUGACAGCAUGAAGCAGGGCGACAACUUCCAGAAGCUCCUGCGGAUCCAGUACAGCCUGAGCGGGCACCAGGAGAUCCUGCAGCCGGGGCGGGUUUUCCUCAAGGAAGGUGUCCUGAUGAAGCUGUCUCGGAAGGUCAUGCAGCCUCGCAUGUUUUUUCUGUUCAGCGAUGUCCUGCUGUACACCACGCCGCUGCAGUCGGGAACAUACAAGCUCAACAACGUGCUCUCCUUAGCUGGCAUGAAGGUCACAAAGCCCGGCCAGGAAGCCUAUCAGAAUGAAUUAAAGAUCGAGAGUGUGGAACGCUCCUUCAUUCUCUCAGCCAGCUCUGCCUGUGAGAGGGACGAGUGGCUGGCAGCCAUCUCUGGGGCCAUCGAGGAGCAUGCCAAGAAGAGAGUCACCUUCUGCCCUGGUAGGAGCCUUGAGGAGGCUGACCCAGAGAGAAAGGAAGACGCGCCUCCCUUGGGCUCCAAGGCGCCCAUCUGGGUUCCAGACACCAGGGCCACCAUGUGCAUGGUCUGCGCCAGGGAGUUCACGCUCACCUGGAGACGACACCACUGCCGCGCCUGCGGGAAGGUCGUAUGCCAAGCCUGUUCCUCAAAUAAAUAUGGCCUAGAUUACCUGAAAAACCAACCUGCGAGAGUAUGUGAACAUUGUUUCCAAGAGCUGCAGAAACUAGGCCAGCAGCACUCCCCAAGGCCCGGCACCCCCGGAAGCCACAAGUCUCCAUCAAGUGCCUUGACAUCUGUGCUGCAGUCCAUCCCCUCUGGGCGGAAGCAAAAGAAGAUCCCUGCAGCUCUCAAAGAAGUGUGGGCCAGCACGGAGGAUUCCACCAUGAGUGGCUACCUGCACCGGGCCAAGGGUGCCCGCAAGCCCUGGAAGCACCUGUGGUUUGUCAUCAAGAACAAAGUACUGUACACAUAUGCGGCCAGCGAGGACGUGGCGGCGCUGGAGAGUCAGCCUCUGUUAGGAUUUACAGUCUCCCAAGCCGGUGAUGAGGGCGCGGACCCGAGAGUGUUCCAGCUGCUGCACAAAGACAUGGUGUUCUAUGUUUUCAAAGCGGAGGACGCACAGUCAGCGCAGAAGUGGAUAGAGGCGUUUCAGGAAGGCACCGUGUUAUAGCAGCGUGGCGGUGGAAUUUCAGCAGGAUGGAGCAAAAGCA
Octodon degus (degu) is the source of this 4609-nucleotide messenger RNA. It is a transcript of the gene Fgd6, whose product is annotated as FYVE, RhoGEF and PH domain containing 6. The transcript has 21 exons. Gene Ontology annotation, cellular component: cytoplasm. The coding region runs from base 295 to 4569 and encodes 1424 amino acids. Gene Ontology annotation, molecular function: guanyl-nucleotide exchange factor activity; metal ion binding. NCBI's taxonomy places the organism in Eukaryota, Metazoa, Chordata, Mammalia, Rodentia, Octodontidae. The record is from RefSeq and is a predicted model, not a curated record.